AUGAAUCUCAACACAGCCAUUAGUAACAGCGAAAAAGCGAUUCAACUUAUCCCCGAGACAGACCGCGGGCUUCCGGACGUGUUCUCCAAUCUCUCAGUCUUCUACACUGCCAGAUACCAGUACGUCACGGGUUCCAGGCAGGAUCUUAACCAAGCGAUCCGGACUGCAGAAAAAGCUGUUAAUCUUACCCCAGAGGGAGAUGAAGAUCUCCCGGGACGAUUGUCGAAUCUUUCCAACGCACUGGCGGCACGGCAUGAGUCGAAGUGGAAGCAGGAAGGCGAUCUUGACCGUGCCAUUGCCGAAUCAGAAAAGGCUGUCAGAACCGCAGACGAGGCGACGCCAGAUCUAUACAAACUGCUCAACAAUCUGGCACAGCAACUUGGUGAGCGGUACGUCGAGCAAUCCAAGGCCAAUGAUCUCGACGCCGCCAUCCAAGCGCUCCAUCGUGCGCAAGAACGAGUACCAUGUGAGCAAUUGGGGAACAAGGCAACCAUUUUGCAACAAUUGGGAGUUCGCCUUCAAGAUAGAUACUUCCACACUGGCGUCCUGGAAGAUCUCGACGAAGCAAUUCAAACCACUCGACGCGCCGUUGAGAUGUGCCCCAAGGAUGACAAAAGCUUUGCCAUUGUGGUCAACGCGCUUGCUAAUCGGCUUGGGACGAGAUAUACAAUCACAUGGGAAGAGCAUGAUCUGGAUGAAGCAAUCCGCCUGGCACAGAAUGCUGUGGACCUGACACGCAAAGGCGAUACCCACCACCCCAUGUUUCUGGCCGAUCUCUCAAACCGUCUGGGAUACAAGUACAGUAGAACCGGGAAUAAUAAGGAUCUACAAAACGCCAUCGAGAAUUGCAAGAGAUCGUUGGAACUCACCGAAUCGGGCGAGAGCCACGAGGCUCGACGCCUUGGUAGCCUCGCAAUUCUGAAGUACAGAGAAUACCUGGCGACUAGACAUUCCGACCACUUGGGCUCUGCCAUUGAUUGUAUCCGGCGGGCGAUCUCGAUUUCUGACCCCAGCCACUGUCACUACCCGGGAUGGGCUCGGGAACUCUCAGUAUAUCUUUCACACGCUGGGGAUGAUGAAGAAUCUAUGCAGUGGGCAGAGAUUGCGGUAAAAAAUACACCUCAAGGUCAUCCGGAGAGAUCCGCGUGGCUCAUCCAACUUGCCAACCUACUUUUGAAGAGGGUCGGAGAAGACAAGGCGCUGGCUAAGCAACACUUCCUGGAGGCCUUCUACGACGAAUUCUGUCCCAUCGGGGAGAGACUGAUGGCUGGCCGAUGUCUUUUGAGUAACGUGAAGAGCCUCUUCAUUGAACAAGACGAUUUCGAGACUGCAUACCAGGUAUGCAAAGAUUCCAUGGGGCUCAUAAGCCUCUUUGGGCCUCGCCAUCUGUCGAGUACGGACAAGCAAAACGUUCUCACUUUGGCCGUCGGUCUGGCGUCAGAGGCAGCGGCUAUCGCCCUGGAACUUGGCAAAGGUCCAGAGCAAGCUUUACGAUUCUUAGAGGACGGUCGCGGGCGUUUGUUGGGUUCCCUGUACGAUUUGAGGUCUAAUGUCAAGGCCGUUGAGCAGCAAUACCCUGAUCUCGCCCUUCAGUUUACCCGCCUUCGUGAUACGCUGAACACGCCUUCUCCUGCCACCCAUGAAUCUGGAUCGACGGCUUCAACUCUAUUGGCACAUGAGCGAAAGAGGGCUGGUGAGUUUAUGGACAAAGUGAUUGACGAGAUCCGCUCCAAACCAGGAUUUGACCAGUUUCUACUUCCUCCUUCUAUCGACGAAGCUCUCGACGCCGCCAAACAGGGGCCCAUCGUGGUUCUCAAUCUUAGCCGCCUACGCUCUGAUGCUUUAAUCAUCAGGUCCUCUGGGGUGGACGUCUUGCCUCUGCUUGGACUAAGCUAUGAGGAAGUUCAAAUGCAGUCCACAAAGCUUGUUCAGGACCCAGACCUCGGUUGGCUCUGGGAUGCAGUCGUCGGCCCCGUCCUCGAGUUCCUUGGGUUCAACGCCACCCCAGCUGACCGCGAAUGGCCUCGCGUGUGGUGGAUUCCUACCGGCGCUCUUGUCAAAUUCCCCCUCCACGCUGCCGGGCAUCACUUGAAGCCUGGCUCCGGGACAGCUCUUGACAGGGCCAUCUCUUCGUACAGCCCAUCAAUCAAGAGCAUCAUGCACGGCCGGGAACGCAACGCCGUUGACAAUCCCGCAGUUCCUGCAUCGGAAGGUAGAAAUUUGGUUCUUGUCUCCAUGGAGAAGACACCGGGCGAGAAGACCCUAGGGAAUGUACCAGAAGAAAUCGCCACGGUGGAAAGUCUCGGGAUAGCAAUGAAUAUCUCGGGAGAUUCCCCGCCGCCGAACAAGGCGUCAGUCUUGUCGGCCCUCGGCAACUGUCGCAUCCUACACUUUGCCGGCCAUGGGUCAACCCAUGCCACGCAGCCCCUCAAAAGCCACCUUCUCCUCCAAGAUUGGCAGACCGACCCCCUAACAGUCCAGAGCCUCCUGGACAUCGACCUCGCCACCAACCCACCCUUCCUCGCCUACCUCUCCGCCUGCGGUUCGGGCGAGGUCGCGCACGAGAAAUCGGUCGACGAGAGCAUUCACCUUACCUCGGCGUUUCAGCUUGCCGGAUUCCGUCAUGUCAUCGGCACGCUGUGGCAGGUCAACGACAAGGUGUGCGUUGAUAUGGCGAGGGAAGUGUACACGACGCUGAAGUCAGAGGGGCUGAAUGACUUAGCCGUCAGUGCUGGUUUACACCGUGCUACUCGGCAGCUACGGGAUGAGUGGGUGCAGAAGGUUCACCCAGAAGGAUUUGACACAAGGGAAGGGAAUAGGAAAGGCAAAGUGUGGAUACCCCCGCAGAAGUCAAAGUCGGUUGUUGUUAAGAAGGUCGAUCCACUUUGGGUGCCGUAUGUUCAUUACGGUGUUUAA
Messenger RNA from Podospora bellae-mahoneyi, 2916 nucleotides. RefSeq lists its product as uncharacterized. NCBI's taxonomy places the organism in Eukaryota, Fungi, Ascomycota, Sordariomycetes, Sordariales, Podosporaceae. The record is from RefSeq and is a predicted model, not a curated record. Bases 1 to 2916 code for a protein of 971 amino acids. Gene Ontology annotation, molecular function: protein binding. The transcript has a single exon.